AUUCCAGUUCAAAAUCCCAUGUUAAAAGUGAACUAUUUCUAUACAAAAAUUUGCUAUUUACAGCUAAUUUAAAUAUAUAGCUAAAAACAGCUAUUUUUGUGACCUAUACAAAAAUAGCUGUAAAUUAGUGCUGGAAACUAGUACAUGUGUGGCGCAUUUGAUUCGAAAUGUGAAACUGGCGGCUGGCGAUUUAUUUUGCUAGUGUUGAAGCGGGAUACGUUUUGUUUUGGGGACCGGGACAUUCUUUUUUUGCAGCUCAGUUCAAGUUCAAGUUGAAGUGUUGGAGUUCUUUUAAGCAUCUUGCUGAAAACAUUGAGAAAGAAGCUCUUACCAGUUCGAGUUCAGCAUAUCUCAUUAUCCAGAGCACCAGAGCUCUGAAAGCAUUUCCGCCAAAGAAAGCCAAAGCUUUUGAAUAGACAACAUGGCAACCACGACCGGAGGCAGCGGCGACCAGAAAGAGAGAAAGAAGAAGGAAUCGAUUCUUGAUCUGUCCAAAUACCUGGACAAGCCAAUUCGAGUGAAGUUUUCCGGCGGCCGGGAGUCGUCGGGUAUCCUGAAGGGUUUUGACCAGCUGCUCAACCUGGUGCUGGAUAAUACCACAGAGCACCUGAGAGACCCGGACGACCCGUACCGUCUGACGGACGACACCCGCCAGCUGGGACUGGUGGUGUGUCGAGGUACUGCCGUGGUACUGAUCUGUCCGGCGGACGGUAUGGAGGCCAUACCCAACCCGUUCGUACAACAAGAGGGCUAGCGACCGGCUAGCGAGCCGGUAUCGGUGGGCUAGCCAGGCGAUGGCGGUGGGCUAGCAGGCUGAUGGUGGCUAGGUAGCUGAUAUCGUCGGCAGGCUAGCAGGCUGCUGGCGACUGGCUAGCGAGAUACUACCGACGGCUUAGUAAGCCAAUGGUGGCUAGCUGGCAAGCCGAUGGCUGCUGGCUGGCGAGUCGAUAUCGGUGGGAUUGCGAGCUGACAGCGGUUGGCUAGCAAGCUGAUGGCGACCGGCCAGCAAGCCAAUAUCGGUGACCGGGGAAAGGGAGGCGGAGUUAAACUUCGCUAAGAAAGAAGUGACAAAUGCCUGGAGGAGGAAGUGUUUGCCAAACAUCGUGCGUAAGACGCCAGCGCCUAUUCCGAUUGGUGUGGAUCGAGCGAACGCCAGAAGUAAUGGGCGCUUGAGUCUAGGUGACUAUCGUAUGCGAGGCGUUCCCUGGUAUAUUUCUCUGCUCAGUGUUUCGAAUUGUUUUUCUUUUGUAUGUUGGGUCAAUAUACGAUGAUGGUUUUUGUUA
Messenger RNA from Amphibalanus amphitrite, 1283 nucleotides. It is a transcript of the gene LSm7, whose product is annotated as U6 snRNA-associated Sm-like protein LSm7. Gene Ontology annotation, cellular component: U12-type spliceosomal complex; U6 snRNP; U2-type prespliceosome. Gene Ontology annotation, molecular function: RNA binding. Lineage: Eukaryota; Metazoa; Arthropoda; Thecostraca; Balanomorpha; Balanidae. The coding region runs from base 422 to 754 and encodes 110 amino acids. The record is from RefSeq and is a predicted model, not a curated record. Gene Ontology annotation, biological process: nuclear-transcribed mRNA catabolic process; mRNA splicing, via spliceosome. The transcript is spliced from 4 exons.